Molecule: messenger RNA, 337 nt
Organism: Dufourea novaeangliae
Lineage: Eukaryota; Metazoa; Arthropoda; Insecta; Hymenoptera; Halictidae
Product: bolA-like protein 2
Exons: 3
Coding region: 31-285 (84 amino acids)
Biological process (GO): intracellular iron ion homeostasis
Cellular component (GO): cytosol; nucleus
Molecular function (GO): 2 iron, 2 sulfur cluster binding
Source: RefSeq, a predicted model, not a curated record
GUUACGAUUUUAAAAAGUGAAUGAUUAAAUAUGCCAUAUUCUGAGAGUUAUAUUAAAAAUAAAUUAAUCGAAGGAUUGAACGCUUCACACGUAGAAGUGGAAGAUCAGUCUGAUGGUUGUGGAGCUAAGUUUUCUGUAGUAGUGGUUUCAGAAGCUUUUCAGGACAAAUCAUUACUCCAACGUCAUAGGUUGGUAAAUGCAGUGCUGGAAAAGGAACUUAAAAUAAUUCAUGCAUUUUCUCAAAAAACGUUAACUCUAGAACAGUGGGAAAAGCAGCAGAGUUAAUCCAUUCUGUCUUACAGAUUUUAAAAUAGUGUUUCUUACUAACUGAUUAUAU